Molecule: messenger RNA, 988 nt
Organism: Triticum dicoccoides
Lineage: Eukaryota; Viridiplantae; Streptophyta; Magnoliopsida; Poales; Poaceae
Product: serine/threonine-protein kinase RIO1-like
Exons: 3
Coding region: 256-714 (152 amino acids)
Source: RefSeq, a predicted model, not a curated record
GGGAAACUCCCCCCGGGAGAAAACGCAUGGGUUCGCCCGAUCGGACCCCUGGGGGCAAAUGAAUCGUUCUUUCGGCACUGCAUUAUGUGGGUCCUAAUAAAUUGCUAAGUCUGAUAUACGCAACAUUUUGUGCAGGACUUCUUUCUGAAAUGAGGUGUCGCUGUCAUGACAGUAAUGGAUCUAUUUAAUUUUGUGAUUGAUCAAAACAUUGCGGAUGACGAUGUAGAUGAUUACUUAGAAAAGGUUCAGUAGAAGAUGUUGGAGAAUGGAGAUACACUCGCAAAUGAUGAUGACAUAUCUCCAACAGUCAUGGUGCAGACGUUGGAUUAUGUGAAGCAGUGUGAGGCUGAUAUAGUCAACAUGUCAAUGUUGCAACGACCAUCCCUGUGUUACGAGCCACCAGCGGAUAAGCUUUAUAACCAGCCAUUGGUAGGAUUUGUGCGGGCUGAAAAAAACAAGCGUACUGCUGAAAAGCAGAAAAAACAGUUGCCACAUAAUAAGUGCUCAUUGCUAAGUAGUGGAUCUUGCUCUAGUUCUGGUGAAGAUUCGAGGUAUGAGGCUGAUCCCAAGAUGGGACCUGAGGAGAGGAAGGCUGCUCGGAAGGAGGAGAAGAAGAAAGUGAAAGAAGAGAAGAGAGAAGCUCGGAAGACGAAGGAGCCGAAAGCCGAUAAGAAGAGGAGGAAGAAAAUGGCAAAAGCGAAGUGCAAGAGGUAGCAAUCUCUGGUUGAUUCUAAAUUAAUUCUGUGAGAGCCUGUAUGAUUGAGUGUUUAUAACGAGUAAGGACGAUGCUUCCCCAGCGAUGACGCAAACAAAUGUCAUUGGAUUCUCAGUUGUGUUUUUUUUUGUUCAUUCCGCUUUUUAAAUUGCGCAGCCCUGAAGCGCAGUAGUGUCUAGCUACCUUGUAAAUGGUGCCUUGUCAAUUGUCAUCAGAUUUAAAAUUUCCAUGUAGUUUCGUUUUGUGACUUGCCAGCUAAGAAAAGUUUCUCAA